Molecule: messenger RNA, 2053 nt
Organism: Mercenaria mercenaria
Lineage: Eukaryota; Metazoa; Mollusca; Bivalvia; Venerida; Veneridae
Product: enolase-like
Exons: 12
Coding region: 75-1382 (435 amino acids)
Biological process (GO): glycolytic process
Cellular component (GO): phosphopyruvate hydratase complex
Molecular function (GO): magnesium ion binding; phosphopyruvate hydratase activity
Source: RefSeq, a predicted model, not a curated record
UACAAACGUUUACUCGACUCAGAUCAAGGACAUUCGAGGAAGUCGCCGCAAAGUACAGAGCAGUAACAAGAAAAAUGCCAAUCAAGACAGUUAAAGCUCGUCAAAUCUUCGACAGCAGGGGAAACCCAACAGUGGAGGUUGACGUUACGACAGAAAAUGGUCUGUUUAGAGCUGCUGUUCCAAGUGGAGCUUCAACUGGAAUUUAUGAAGCUUUGGAGAUGAGAGAUGGAGAUAAAAGCAAAUAUCAUGGAAAAGGUGUCGGCAAAGCUGUUGACAAUGUGAACAAAAUUAUUGCAGCAGAAUUACCAAAAGCAGGACUGUCUGAAGAUGAUCAGACUGCAGUUGAUACUUUUUUGCUGAAAUUAGAUGGGACUGACAACAAAGCUAAACUUGGAGCAAAUGCAAUCCUUGGAGUGUCUCUGGCAGUCUGCAAGGCUGGGGCAGCCAAGAAAGGAGUUCCUUUAUACAGACACAUUGCUGAUUUGGCUGGUAAUAAAGAAGUGAUUCUGCCUGUGCCGUCAUUUAAUGUGAUAAACGGCGGAAGUCACGCUGGGAACAAACUUGCCAUGCAAGAAUUCAUGAUCCUCCCUACAGGGGCCUCAUCUUUCAGUGAAGCAAUGAGAAUGGGAACAGAGGUGUACCAUCACCUGAAGGCUGUCAUUAAGAAAAAGUAUGGCCAAGAUGCAUGCAAUGUGGGAGAUGAAGGAGGUUUUGCCCCCAACAUUCAGGACAACAAUGAGGGGCUUGCACUACUUGCAGAGGCUAUUAAGAUGGCUGGCUAUACAGACAAGAUCAAAAUCGGCAUGGAUGUAGCAGCCUCUGAAUUCUGGAAAGAUGAUAAGAAAUAUUAUGAUUUAGACUUCAAGAACUCAGAGUCCCAGGAAAAGGACCAUCUGCCUUCAGAAAAACUAGGAGACUUGUAUAAAGAGUUCAUCAAGAAGUACCCAGUAGUAUCAAUUGAAGAUCCAUUUGACCAAGAUGACUGGGGAGCAUACACUAAACUCACUGGAGAAGUAGAUAUUCAGAUUGUAGGAGAUGAUUUGCUAGUAACAAACCCAAAGCGUGUACAAACUGGUAUAGACAAGAAGGCAUGUAAUUGCCUGUUACUGAAGGUCAACCAGAUUGGUAGUGUAACAGAAUCUAUCCAAGCGUGGAAAAUGUCCAAGGAAGCUGGAUGGGGUGUUAUGGUAUCACAUAGAAGUGGAGAGACCGAGGACACAUUCAUUGCAGAUUUGGUAGUUGGACUGUGCACAGGACAGAUAAAGACUGGAGCGCCAUGCAGAUCUGAGCGUCUUGCUAAGUACAACCAGAUUCUACGUAUCGAGGAGGAACUCGGGGCCGGUGCCAAAUAUGCGGGCGAAAAAUUCCGAUUCCCUUAUUAAGAGUAAAACAAAAAUAUGAAUGUUAGGACAUAAUUAAAAUUUGAACUUUGAGAUGAAUUUGACACAAAAGAGACACAGACUUGCUAUAUUAAUAAAUGGCAACAGUGUUUAAGAUAGCUAUAAGUGCUUGUUUGUUCUUUGUGCUUUUUGGUGCAGUACAUCAACUGUUUUUUUUUUCCUCUGUUUAAAAUAAAAGUCUUAUGGUAUUUAUUUGCUGUUAUUGUAUACACUAUUAUUUUAAUUUCUUUUGUAUAGGUGCAGUAUUAUUUAUAAGAUAAAUAUUUCAUGGUAAAUUUUCUUUCCAAAAGACAGUUUCACCAGUGUAUAUAAUAUGUGUAAUGCUUUUUUCUGUAAGAAAAAUGGAUUAGAUGGGCGAUCAAGCUUCUAAUUAAAUGCCAACAAAAUAAAGAAUCUCAGAAUCAGAAAAUGAAGAAUGUUUAUUCAGCAUAAUAAUAUGCAAUUGUUAUAAUAAGAACAAAUUUAGAAGUUGCUUAGUCAAAACGUCCUGUGCAAGUGAAGUUAGUUUAUCCAUUACCCCUCCUGCUAAAGGGUGGGGUACUUUUUUCAACCCUUUGUUUAAUGAGACUCUCCAAGCAUUGAUAACUCAGUGCUGGAAGUUUUCAUUCACUUCUAUGUAUGUAGGGUAUUGUUACAGUAAAGAAUAAAACUUA